Messenger RNA from Eublepharis macularius, 5129 nucleotides. RefSeq names its product methyl-CpG binding domain protein 6 (gene MBD6). Gene Ontology annotation, cellular component: nucleus; chromocenter. Gene Ontology annotation, molecular function: DNA binding; chromatin binding. The coding region runs from base 415 to 3636 and encodes 1073 amino acids. The transcript has 13 exons. Lineage: Eukaryota; Metazoa; Chordata; Lepidosauria; Squamata; Eublepharidae. The record is from RefSeq and is a predicted model, not a curated record.
AAGCUCCCUCGCUCUACCCCCUCCUCUUCCUGGCACUGAGUCCAGGGGGGGAGGGAGUGGAGUGAGACAGGCACUGGGGGGGUGGGGGUGGAGAGCACCAAGGAUCUCCUGCACCCUGGCCCCCCCCUCCCGCCCCAGGCGCGCGCGGCAGGGGGCACCACCCCGGGCCCCCCCAGGGAGGGGCGGCAGGACAGAGCGGAGCCUGCAGCUGCUGCCGGGGAGGGGGCACCAUGAACCAAGGUGUCGGCUAGUGUGGCUGGAGAGUGGGCGUGAGCUCACCAAACUGGGCACUGCCUGGACUCCAGGAAAAGGCUGCGUGGACUAUGAGCGCCAGGCGGGAGCGUGCCCACCCUUAACGCCGCCUGCCGCGAGGUUUGCAGCCAUGAGCAGGUGCCCAAGCGCUGAGGGAGCACAAUGAAUGGCGGCGAUGAUUGCUGUGGUGUGGAUCGAGGUGGGCGCCCAGCAGUCGCACCUGUGCCCGUGGGCUGGCAGCGCAGGGUGGAAGAGGGAGGGGUGCGCUACAUCAGUCCUAGCGGCACAAGCCUGGCUUCCUUGGAGCAGACUCGUGCGUACCUGCUGGCAGACGGCACCUGCAAGUGCGGCCUGGAGUGUCCCCUCAAUGUACACAAGGUUUUCAACUUUGACCCGGCAGCAAUGGUGACGGGCAGUGAAGGCGCCAAGGGAGAUGAGGACAUGACCAAACUGUGCAACCAUCGCCGGAAAAUCGUGGCAAUGGCCACCCUGUAUCGCAGCAUGGAAAGCCAUGGACCGCUGAGCCUGCCACACCUGGGGCCAGGGGUCCUGAACCAGCCCUCCCACCCACCAACACCAGGACCCAGCAGUCGCCCGCAGCAGCAGCCGCUUCCCAACAAAGCACCGGCUGCCUUGGCCAAGGUCCCGGAACCCUACCUGCAGUGCCCUUCUGAUCGCUACGGCAACACCUGGUCCAGCCAGAGCUCCCCCUUCCCGCACCAUCCCAACCAUCUCUUUGGAGACAUCUUCCCAGGCCGCCUUCCUGCCACCACGAAUGGCAACACCCGCCCAACCUUCCCUGCUGAACUGAACGCCGCUGGGGUUUCCUUUCUGCCGAGCAAAGCUGUUCUCGAUGCGCCACCCCGGACCUAUCCCUCAAGCGGGCUUCUCUUCCCCUCACCAGACGAGGUGGUUCCAGGUCAAGAGGGCAGCCCCUGGAGUGGCCGGCCAGGACCUCUGGGGUCGCAGACGAGCACCACUGGCUCGCCUGCCCCCACAACCCUCUCCUCUGUUUCAUCCCCAGCAGGCAGCGCUGAGCCCUCCCCACAGCGCUCUCGGCAUUCCUCUGCGUCCUCAGAGCAGGGCCUCGGUGGACAUCGGCUGGCCCCCAAACCCUCCAGCUUGGAUGUGGCGCCGCCAGCCAAUGCCUUAAUCAACCAAAGCAGCAAUAACCUGCCCUCAGUGCCCUUAGGAGUCGCCCCCGAAGGCAAAGGACCGCCCGGCCUGCUGCUCCUUCAUCCGCAGGGCCCAGGCUCUUUCCCAGCCAGCAGUUUGUUGAGCGCAGCCGCCAAGGCCCAGCUCGCCAGCAGGGGGCGUCCUGACGAGCUGGCUGCCAGCACUUUACCCAGCCGCUUGCUGCUGUCCGUGGUGGGCGGGCGGCCGCCUCGGCGCCAGCGCCGCUCCCCCACCGUCUUGCGCCUGCUCAAGGACUCCCACUCGGGGCAGGCCACAGCUGCCCAUUCUGAGGAGAUGCCGACACGACACCCCCGGCCGCGGGACCAGCCGACAGCGGGAGAGGCCAAGAAUGGACCCCCAAGCUCGGUGGCGCCGGUUCAGCCACUGUCAUCCUUGCUGAGCCUGCUGGGCCCUCCUGUCAGCUCGCCAGCCCCUGGGCUCCCCCCGCUGCCCCCGACUCCUACCGGUGAUGGCCCCAGCCCGUUGCCCUCUUUUCAGGACUUCAACAGCCAGCUCCUCAGUCUCUUUGGGCAGCUGGCCUCAGCGUCUUCCGAACAGAUCUCAGGGAGUCCCCCGCAGCCAAAACCUCCGGCCUCUCCUGUCAGUCCCCACGGCCCCCCAGGUGCUGCCUCUGUGUCGCCUUUGACUCCCAAAGCCCCUCCGGCGCCCAGCCCCGUCGCAGCCCCCACCAGCACCAUGGAGGGAGGAAGCCUGGGCUGCCCGCUGCCCUCGGGCACGGAUACUUUCCCCUUCCUGGCGCAGGAACAGGCGCUGCCGUUUGGGAACGCUCUACCUCCGGGGCUACUCCCACUGGGCUCCUUCCCCUUCUCCUUGACCCUGGGCCCCGAGACGGCCCUUCCUCCUAUCAGCCUGCAGGGGGAGCCAGACGGACAGUCCUUGCUGCCGCUGGUGCUGCCUGGCUUGGAUUUGCUGCAGCAACCGAGUGGACUCUUGGCAUCACUGCUGGCGUUGCCAGGGGCGCCGUGCGAGGGCGAGAGGGAAGCAGCAGCAGCAGCAGCAGCAACCACAGAGCCCCUGCUGGAGCCAUUUGCCAGUCUCCCCGAAACACUGCAGCCUCUGCUUUUCCCAGCACUUUCAACUCCUCCAGCUGUCCUAGCUUUAAAUUCAGCACUGUUGGCAACCAGCCUGGGCCCUUCGGACACUGGGCCAGGCCCUACACAGACCGGCCUGGCUGGCUCUCCUGUGGCACCUACCUCCGCUAGCAUGACAUCGACGACUACUGAGGGCACCACGCCAGGCACCCCCAGCUCCUCAGGGAGGCUCAACCCCCUGAUGCCCCAGCUUGUAAACCCGCUGCUGAGUACCACACUUCUGGGUGAUCUGUCAGCGCUGAACUCGGCCCCAGGUCCCUCCUUGAUUGGCAGCCACCUGCUCCAGGCGCAGCAGCCCCUCCUGCCCCCCAGCCUGCAAGGGCCCCUGGGACUCCAGCUUUUCCAAGGACAGCUGCCCCUCUUAACAGGCUCCAACCCCCUAGCCUGCCUCCUCCAGAGCUUGCAACUGAGCCCUGGCUUUGGUGCUCCAGAGAAGCCAGGGCUACCGAGUGAAGCUCCAGCGCCCCCCUUGCCCAGUGUGCCCCCCGCACCAGAGACGGAGCCAAGCCACAGCACUGCGUUGCCCUCCUGCACGGACACUGCCCCCACAAGUGCCUUAGAGACGCCCGGCACCCUCGAGCCAGCCAGGCAAGGACAGCAGGACGCCCUACAGGGGCAAGAAGCCGACGGCUCCCGCUCCCCCUUGAAGCGACCCCGCCGCGGCAUAGAGGAGCUGAACGGGGACUCUGGAAGCAGCCUCCCACGCGGGCAGGGGCGGGGCGGCAAGUCUGGACGGCGUGGCGGUGGGCGGGGCAGGGGCAGGCGGCACUUCAAUGGUCAGCUCCCAGAGUCGGGUGCAGGGCACCCCUCCCACCCUGCCUGGCGUUGCAAUGGAGAAAUGGCGGCUGGCAGCGCCGAUAGCCAAGCAGGAGCAUUUGCAGUGCAGGAGAUCAAGGGCCCUCCUGGAAGGCGACCGUCGCGACGUGGCCGGAGAAGGAAAAGCAGUGGCCCCCGGCCUAGUGCCCGACCUGAGCCUACACCGAUCCGGGGUCCUUGUACAGAUCCAGGGCCCAGCCCAUUGGUUGACUACACUGUUGCGCGGCGGCCACGGCCUGGCCGGCCGGCCAAGAACAGGAGGAGGAAACUGCCGACUUAGCAGCGCCGCUGGGACCGAGGGGGCUUCCACCACUGUCGACAUCUACGCAGACAAGAGCCUUAGGACAUCUCACCAGCUUCCACCUCUCCUCCCCGCCUGCCCCUGUGAUUCAUUCAUCUCCGCUGCCCAGCCCCUGUGCAGACGUGCCUGGGGGGGAUUUGUGGGGGGGGGGAGGGAAAUUCCAGCCAGAGGAGCUGCCGUUGCUGCUGCUGGACUCUUGGCGCCUUAGCCAUGAAUGUGUUGUCGCUUCACCAGUUGCCUGGGUCCUGAAUCUUUCCAAGGGGCACCCCUGAAAGCACAAGGAGUGGCUCUGCUCUCAGCAUUAUCCGAGGGGAGGGGCAAAGGGGGCACCAGAGCUGGACACACUCAUAGCACUUCUGGAAGCCAUUUUUGCAGCACUCUGGGGGGGGGAGCCCCUUGUGGCAGCGGAGUGGCCUCCUCCUCCCCCAACCCCCCGGGGUUGCAAUCUCCCCACCCUGGCAAAGCCUCCCCCUCCCCCUCUGGUCUCAGAACCUCCCCAGGAGUAGCACGGGCUGCAUGCUCUGGGAAGGGGCGGCCUCUGCCCUUUCACUUCCCACCUUACCUCAAAACCUGAGUGCGCCCCAGCACCCAGGUAAGAACCGGCUCAGGGUUUAAUACAAGAAUUGGUCUCUUUCUUUGCCUCCCCCGGACCGCCCGCCGCUGUCUUUCUGCCUUGCCAAAAACCCACACGCAAAAUAAUUCCUGGCCCCGGCACGAAAGGUACAAAGCAAUAAGGAGAAUAAGCCACGCUCACUCAGGGAGGAGUCACUCCCAUCCGCAGCUCAACCCCCUCCCCCCAACACAGCCCCUCUGCAUUGCCAUGUGUAAGUCACUAGAAUGGAGUGGCGUUGAGGACAAAUCUGCCUGGUGGAAGGGUCUGUUUUCUAACGGCUCCGGUUAGAGCCCUGGGACGGGCAGGACCUCAAGUGGAGACCUGUAUGUGCUCGUCCACCCUGCUCCCCCCCGUGCAAUCCUCAAAAGUAAGCUCAGGUGAGAAUCCCUGGGGGGGGGAGUUUUAGGAAGAGAUUUAAAUCGGUCCAACCUGGGCAGAGCAAAUCCCCCUUCACCUGCUUCUUCCCCCGCCCCCUAAAUCCACACAAACACACUACAAUCCUCUCAUCUCUGAAAGACCAAAAUGCUCCACACCCCCUGCCCCUCCCCGUUGCAACUCUCAAAAACAUUAUGCAAAAGCACUGUGUAGAUACUGUACAGGUUGCGCUGUCCCCCUCCUGCCCCCCCCCGUGCACUUCAACCAACCAACCAACUUCGGCCUUUGUUUUUGUAUAAAGAAGAAAAAAAAGGAAUGGGGGAAAAAUAUUUUCCUUUUUUGAGCUUAAAUUCUGUUUUGUAAAAAAAAAAAAAUUUACACAAUUGUGAAUUGUAGCUUUUCUAUGGGAGCGACUUUUAAUUUAACAGAUGAAAAUAUUUUGAUGCUUAGAUUGAAGUUACUGUUUCUUUAUUUGUUUAUUUUU